AUGAAGACUCUCCAAAGCGCCCUUCUGGUCUUCGUGCUUAGCUUGUUUUUCGAUGAUGUAGAGGCAUUCUGGCGAAUGGUCUGUGGCACCAUCCAGAUGGGUAGAAUCGACCCCAUCAUCAACCCUGGUGCCAUCGCCGGGCACUGUCAUACUGUUGCUGGCCCCAACAACUUCAAUACCACUUCAACAUAUGAGAGCUACCAAGCAGCCUAUUGUACCUCUUGUAGCAUCCAGAAGGACAAGAGCGCCUACUGGACGCCACAGUUGUACUAUCGACACACUAACGGCAUGUUCGAAGAGGUGCCCCAUGAUGGAACUGUUGUUUACUAUCUCGACCGUGGCGUAGGUGCCGUCAACAUGACAGCCUUUCCCCCUGGAUAUCGUGUUCUCGCUGGAGAUCCCGCUCUUCGUGCCUACGACCCCAAUACCUUGACAUAUGGAAACAGACAAUAUGGUAGUGAGCCUGUCGCCAAUCGUGUCAGCUAUGCAUGCUUGGACAGCAGUGGACCUAUGCCUGAAACCCCAGGCUUCAACCGAAUGAAGUGCAGCUCUGGAUUACGAGCUCAAAUUCAAUUCCCAAGUUGCUGGGAUGGCGUCAAUCUCUACAAGUCUGACCAGAGCCACGUUGCCCAUUUAUCCGGCAUCGACAACGGCAUCUGCCCACCAACCCAUCCCAAGACAUUUCCUCACUUGUUCUUCGAGGUCAUUUACUCUGUCAACAGCAUCGAUCAAUCCGAUGGUGGCUAUUUCGUCUUCUCGAACGGCGACACCACGGGUUACGGCUUUCACGGCGACUUCCAGAACGGAUGGGAUGUGGACGUUCUAGACGCUGCCAUUAGCCAGUGCAUGGGAGCCAACGCCACCAACGGUGGCCAAAUCGGUCUCUGCCCACCACUGGCCGCUUCCGUUGACCCAUUCUUCAGCCGCAACUGUCCCGAGCAGGCACCUCUCGUGAACGAGACAACCAAGGGCAUGCUCAAGGUUCUCCCCGGCUGCAAUCCGCCCACGGGAGGCCCCUCGCGAGCUCAACAGAACAUCUGCCCCGUUCAACCGGCGCUCAACUACGUCGACAACCAAGAUUAUAAGACCCGCUCGAAACCUGUUCCAGGAGAUAGUGUCGCCAACUUCACCUACAAGGGAUGUGCCUUCGACACAGGCCAGCCUCGACCUUUGACCGGCAUGAGCUACUCCAAUCAAACCGGCAUGACUAUCGAUUCGUGCACGGCAUUCUGCCGCAAGAAUGGCUACGCAAUGGCCGGCUUGGAGUACGCGUCGCAGUGUUAUUGCGCGAGUGCCCUCAGUCGGGAGCUCCAAUCUCCAGCAGUCUGCUCGUCGCAGUCAGCCAUGAUUUGUACUGGUGACAGUUUCCAAUUCUGCGGUGGUCAAGGUUUGAUGCACAUCUGGCAGGAUGACCAGUACACAGGUCCUGUUCUGAAGGGUCUUCCGGUGGCCGACGUGUCAACUUUGUCACUUCCCGGUGGUGAGAAUGCGACCUACAGAGGCUGCUACAAAGAAGGCACCGGUGCUAGAGCUCUGACUGGUACAUCGUACUCGAACAAUACUGGCAUGUCAUUGGAGAAUUGCGCCGCCUUCUGUAAGCGCGGGAAUUUCGCACUUUUCGGUACCGAAUAUGGUAAUGAGUGCUACUGCGGCAACACCAUCACCACAGAGAAGGUCCUACAAGGCAACUGUUCCGUGAUCUGCAGCGGCGACAAGACAGAAUUCUGCGGUGGCGGCUCUCGCCUCUCAGUGUGGUCUCUCGGCUCAUACACGCCGUCGUCAUCCUCGUCCACGACCGGCACCGGCAGCAAUCCGACAGGCAGCCAGUCCUCCACGACCAGCACCUCCGCAACACCACUGCCCAGCGCCUCCGGCGUCGCCUACCUGGACUGCUACAGCGAAACCACAGGCGGACGAGCGCUCUCGAGCCUCUUCACGACCUCGGGCCAAAUGACCGUGGACCUCUGCGCACAGAGAGCCCAAGCCCUCAACCUGCCCUUCUUCGGCCUGGAAUUCGCCUCGCAAUGCCUCGCGGGUAGCGUCAUCAACGCGGCCAGCUCGAUCCUGCAGUCCACGAAAUGCAACAUGCCCUGUUCCGGCAACACGCAGCAGACCUGUGGCGGGCCCAACGCCAUCUCCAUGUACAACAACACGUUGUACGUGAAGCCGCGCAACCCGGACCCGGUCAACGUGCCCAACCAAGCGGGCGUGCAGUACGGCUACUACGGGUGCUACGCGGAGCCCGGGACGGCGCGCGCCCUGGGCAGCACGAGCAACAUGGGCAGUUUCGCCACCGAGUCGUCCUCGCUCACCGUCGAGGCCUGCGCCGCCUUGUGCUUCGCAAAGGGCUACAACUGGAUGGGCGUCGAGAACGGCAACCAGUGCUUCUGCAACGGCGCGGGCAUCGUCAACGGCGCCAUCAACCUCACCGACGCCGACUGCUCGACCACGUGUGUCGGCGACCCCAAGGAGAACUGCGGCGGCACCGCCAAGCUGAACGUCUACCAGUUGAAGAGUGGAAAUUCGCGCUUUGGCAAGACCACCCCCUCGAAGAAGCCGGCGUCGACCAAGCCGCCGCCCUCGUCCUCGAAGCCGAAGCGCACUCCCGCCCCGACGACUUUUGUUACCAGCGGUAAGCGGCCCACGAGGAGGUAUCGUACGUGGUGA
Messenger RNA from Exophiala bonariae, 2667 nucleotides. RefSeq lists its product as uncharacterized. NCBI's taxonomy places the organism in Eukaryota, Fungi, Ascomycota, Eurotiomycetes, Chaetothyriales, Herpotrichiellaceae. The record is from RefSeq and is a predicted model, not a curated record. Bases 1 to 2667 code for a protein of 888 amino acids. The transcript has 3 exons.